Molecule: messenger RNA, 936 nt
Organism: Talaromyces stipitatus ATCC 10500
Lineage: Eukaryota; Fungi; Ascomycota; Eurotiomycetes; Eurotiales; Trichocomaceae
Exons: 2
Coding region: 18-419 (133 amino acids)
Source: RefSeq, a predicted model, not a curated record
AUCUCAUCAGAUCAAACAUGGCUUCUUCAGAUGAUUUAAAAUACGUCUACAAACUUGUCCCAUCGAGUGCACCCAUUCCUGAGUCUUUACCGGACCGACUGCCUGUCAGCGAUCUGGACUUACAGUCGGGCUUUAUUCAUCUUUCGUCGGCCCGUCAAGUGCCGAACACUUUGAAAUUUUUCUUCAAGGACGAGCCGCUUGUAUAUGUUCUCCGGCUGGAGUAUGCCGGGGUUGAAGAUAAUAUACGAUGGGAAAGCCCUGAUGCGAAGAUAUGCGGGCCACGGGAUGGAGAGGGGAUGUUUCCGCAUCUCUAUAAUGGUCUCAAACUAGGAAAGAAGGAGAUCGAAAGUGUGGCUGUUUGGAAGAAUGAGAAUGGCUGGGAUCAUGCGUUAGAAAACGCUGCCUCGUGGCUCAUAUAGAUCCAAUAGAAUAGAUGCAUGCAAUCCUACGGCGAUUUUGCGAAAGAUAUGCCGGCAGCGUCACGAAGAGUAGGGGGAAUCAAACCACACUCAGUCGCCAAGAGGAUAACAAUGCAAGAUCUGACCAUCUGUGAUCGAGUGUCAGCUGAAUACAUAGCACGAAAUGGCAGAUAACUCACAGUAUAGCGAAGCUUCAGGACUAGCCAGAAACACAAAGGUAGGGGCUACCUCACUGGGCUGACCCGGACGUCCGAGUGGGCUCUUCGAAUGCCAACCUUCCAUUUGCUUUGCCGGCCGUGUAUCGGGUUGAAUUGGGGUAUAUAUGGCGCCAGGUCUUCAGCAUUAGGCUGUUAGUGUGUACUAUUUCUAAGACAUCUUACGGUUGGAGACUUACGCAACCGCAUUGACCCUAAUGCCUUUAGGGAUCAAUUGAGUUGCCAGGGAGCGUGUAAACCCUACAAUGGCUCCUUUGGUGGCUGCAUAAUCUACCAUACUAGCAGAACCACGGAAAGUGACG